AUGACGAUAAAACUAGAGCCAUCUUUUGAAGCACUUUUGAAGGUGAUGCCGACAACGGAUGUUAUCGACUACAAAGCUAUACGCCAGCAAAUGAAGGAUACAAGCAUGGUGCCUCAGCACUACAUUUCCAAUAUGGUCGAGGAAGAAAAGUAUAUCCCUACGCGUGCAGGUGACAAUUUAAGACUGGUCAUUACUCGCCCUGCCCAUUUAACGCAUGAAGCUGAGACUCUUCCCGUUAUUCUCCACAUCCACGGUGGUGGUUGGGCAACAGGUUGCCCUGAAGCCUACAUACCAAUGCGUUCAACGUUUACCAACGAUGCACAAGCCAUUGUUAUCUCCAUUGAUUAUAGCCUAAGCCCUGAAGUACAGCAUCCAGUGGCACUUGAAGAGUGCUUUGAUACGCUUGAAUGGGUACUCAAUCAAGGCAAUGCAUUACUCCAUGGUGCGAAUACAUCAAAAAUUGCUGUCGUGGGAGAUUCCGCUGGUGGAAAUUUGGCUGCUGCAUUGUGCUUGCUUGCCAAGCAACGGGGACUUGAAAAUGCGAUCCAAUUUGCAGCUCUUAUGUAUCCAGUGAUUGAUGCCAACUUUGAUACCGAGUCCUACCAACAAUUUGGUAAAGAAGGUUACCUCCUAAGCAGCAAAGGAAUGCAAUGGUUCUGGGAUCAAUAUGUACCUAAUCACGAGGAUCGUCAGAAUACGUUGGUAUCACCCCUGCAGGCAUCCCUUGACGAACUCCGCGGCUUACCACGCACAAUGAUCAUCACUGGUGAAGUCGAUAUCCUUCGUGAUGAAGCUGAAGCUUAUGCUCACAAGUUGAUGGCAGCGGAUGUUUCGGUGGUUGCCACUCGCUAUCUUGGAGCCAUUCACGGCUUUUGUAGUUUUGCUGAUGUGAGCCCUACUGGCAAAAGUGCAGUGAGACACAUUGUACAAGAACUAAAGAAUACGUGGGCAGCAUGA
This is a messenger RNA of Lichtheimia ornata, 957 nucleotides long. RefSeq lists its product as uncharacterized. The record is from RefSeq and is a predicted model, not a curated record. Gene Ontology annotation, molecular function: hydrolase activity. NCBI's taxonomy places the organism in Eukaryota, Fungi, Mucoromycota, Mucoromycetes, Mucorales, Lichtheimiaceae. Bases 1 to 957 code for a protein of 318 amino acids. The transcript has 4 exons.